AUGGGUUCAUUUUGGCUGGAGAAGAAGGUCGUGGAGAAUGUCAGUUUAUGGGUGACCCGUUGCUCGGUCCUCUUGAGCUUCGGGGCGCAUCUUGUCCUCGCGCUCCUCGCCGGUAUCCGACGGCGUGAAGACAACCGCGUGCAGAGGUUUCCGCUGUGGCUGGCGUAUCAGGUGGCUGACCUGGCCCCGAAAUUGGCCAUCGGCAAGCUGUACCCUGACAGCCCGUCAAGCAGCAAUCAGCUGUUCGCGUUCUGGGUGCCCUUCAUGCUGCUGCACCUCGGUCUCACCGACAACAUCAGCGCCUACUCCCUAGAGGACAACAAGCUGUCGUGGCGCCAAAUGGUGGAGAUGGGCCUGCUACUCGUUGUAGCGUUGAUUGGCGCAUACAACCAAAGAUUCCUGAGCGGCGACAGGGGUUUGUGCUCGGCGUUCGUCAUGAUGUUCUUCCUGGGUUUCUAUAAGUAUGCGGAGAGGAUAUGGGCACUACACCUAGCUGGCUUCGCCCGCAUCCGCAGCUCAUACAAGAAGAAGAUGACAAGGCGCUUCAGUCCUCAUCAGGUCGACCCCGCCGAGCUGGAGCUUAGUCUUCAUCGGAUCGAGAGCGACGAGCUGGAUUAUUAUGACGCCCUGUGUGACGCUCACGGCCUGCUCGGUGUCUCCACGGGCGCCUUUGCAGAUUAUUCAGUCAAGCUCCGUGAGAAGCCACGAGACGAUGCUUUCACGACACCGUAUACCUACAGGAAGGAUGUUGUGAAGGUGGUGGAGAUGGAGCUCUCGCUCAUGUAUGACAUCAUGUACACCAAGGCAGCAGUUGUCCACACUUGGCCUGGCUACAUCGUCCGUCUCGCCUCGCCGCCCAUCACUCUCGCCGCCCUCUUGCUGUUUAUCAUCUUCCACAUCAAAGAGGGCCACAAGCACAAGGGGAUAGAUAUCAAGAUCACUUACACCCUGCUGAUUGGCACCUUGCUGCUGGAUGUGAGAUGGCUGAUCAGAGCUCUGGGCUCGACCUGGACAUACGCAUUCUUGAAAGAUACAAAAUGCGAGCUGCUCAAGUACAAAGCAGUUUGCUGCCAGAGAGGGUGGUGGUAUGUGCUCCGUCGCUUCCUUCUCUAUCUGGAUCUGUCCCGUUGUCUGUGGGGUCGAAAGGAAACCAGCCACAGGCUUUGGUCGCGCACCAUCGGGCAGCACAACUUGUUGCACGAGUGCACUGAUGGCACACCGAUGAGCAAAAUUGGAUGA
Molecule: messenger RNA, 1239 nt
Organism: Triticum turgidum subsp. durum (durum wheat)
Lineage: Eukaryota; Viridiplantae; Streptophyta; Magnoliopsida; Poales; Poaceae
Source: the annotation of a GenBank genome assembly